Molecule: messenger RNA, 1875 nt
Organism: Naegleria gruberi
Lineage: Eukaryota; Heterolobosea; Eutetramitea; Acrasida; Naegleriidae
Product: DUF773 domain-containing protein
Exons: 1
Coding region: 1-1875 (624 amino acids)
Biological process (GO): regulation of cyclin-dependent protein serine/threonine kinase activity; regulation of mitotic cell cycle
Cellular component (GO): endomembrane system
Source: RefSeq, a predicted model, not a curated record
AUGUUUAGUUUUGAAGAGGAAACAACAACAACAACAUCGGUACCAGUUGCAAAUGCUACUAUUGUUGAUGAUGAUGAUCAAAAACAAGAAGGAAAUGAAGAAGAAUUUACUAUACAGGGUGAUCAACAAGUAAAACAACAACAACAACCAAUUAAACAACAAUAUGUUCCGGUUGAGACUAUUGAUAUUAAUUAUGAAAAGGUUAAAGAUUGGCUUGUAAAUAGAAACUUUUUACCUUCCGAUUAUGUAAAACAAUUAAAACAAAUUAGAGGUUAUAUUAAACAUGCUUUUAAAGAAUUGAAGGAUAAACAUGAAGAAGUGAAAAGCAAGGAAUCAGAAAAACCAGUUACAGAAUUAUUAGAGAAAAUUAAUCAACUUUCUCAAGAAUCACAAGAUGAAUUGGCAGUGAUUGAUUACUUUAUAACGAAGGAAAUUGUUCAAGUUUUGGAGAAGGCUGAUUCAUCGGAAGGAAGUGGUUAUUUGUUUGGUCUUGUUGGUGGAUCUAAGAGACUUAAAUUGUGGAAACAUGUUUUACAAAGUUAUGAAGCAAACAAUCUCCAUUUGGCCGAGAUUUCAGGAUAUAUUAUCCAGAAUGUAAAAUAUGAAAUUCCUUCCAUGUCAAGCUCACUUUUAUCAUUAAGAAAUCAAUUGGAAAGUAUUGACAGAAAGGAAGACGAUUGGAAGAGAUCCCUUGAAAUAGCCAAGAGAGAAUUUACCGAGUCUUGUGAAAAACUUUCUAUUAAUAGGGAAAAAAUUGAAAGCAUGAUUCAAUUUGCUUCGAGUGGUUCUAGUGUUGGUGUUGAUAUUGAGGAUGAAAUUAAGAGUGCUGUAUCAGAUCUUCCACAAUUUUAUGAAAAUAUUGUAGUGUCAUGUAAGGAUGCCAAGUUCAAGAAGGCAGUUGAUUAUUAUGAAGAUUUUACAUCAUUUUUCAAUAAGAACAAGGUUAGGGAAGAUUUAACUUGUCUCAAGUUUGUCCUUUCCAAUUUGGAAAAGUCGACACUUUCCAUGUAUGAUUGGAAAUUGUUCAACAAUCAAUCAUUACCUUCUGUGGAUGAAGAAAAAGUACAAUCCUACAUUCAAAAAUUAAAAGAUGAAGAAAGCAAGAAGGCCAACAAAUCAAAUGAACCACAAAUUGACUUUGGUGAUUUUGAAUUUUCAACUGAGGGCAAUGUAGAAAUUAAUUGGGAUACUGGUGUGGAAGAGAAUAAGGAAAUUGAAAUCAAAUUUGAUGAUGUUGCUCAAGAGAAAGAACUCGAGAUUGAUUUUGGAGAUUUUAGUACUGAUGAUGUGGGUGGUUUUUCAAUGGAUUCUGUCGAUAUUUCCAGCAAUACCAAUGACGAAGACAGUAUCAAAUUGGUUGCAGAGUUGAGAAUGAAAUCCUUCCUUGAUGAUGAAGAUGUCAGAGCUCUCUUCUCCAACAAUCUCUUCCAAUUAUAUGCCUUUGUACAACAACGAGUUAUUGAGGUAACAAAGAAUUCAUCACUCGAUAGUGAAAUUUUCAGUUCUGCUCCAAACUCUAUCAAAUCCAUCACCAAAGAAGAAAUUCAAAACCUUAUGCAUGCAACUGGUAAUGUAGUCACUACUCUCAAUAACCAUCGUUUCAAACAACUCAUUCUCAUCAAGACCUCGAAGAAGUUUGUGGAACGUCUCGUUCAAUCCCUCACACAAAAGCUUGAAAUUAUGAGCAAGACAAAGACCAACUUGGAAGGUGUAGACUCCCAACGUUCCUCUCUCAAUAAUUCCAUCAAGAACCAACAACCAACUGUUCUGAAAAUCAAAAAGCAAACCAAAGACUAUCAAGACUUUAUUCAAAAGAAUCUUUCUGAAAAGCUUGGAAAGAGAGUUGUUAUUUUCGGUGAAAUAAACAAGAUUUAA